AUUGCCAGAAUAGAAAAUCUCAACCAUUUAAGCAACCUCAGAGUGUUAAACCUGGCCCGAAACCACUUAAUGUGCGUGGAAAACAUCGACAGGCUGGAAUCGCUGGCGGAACUGAAUCUUCGAUAUAAUCAGAUCACCUCUGUGAAAGAUGUGAACGCUCUGCCCUGCCUCCAGCGUCUGUUCCUCAGCUUUAACAAUAUAUCUUGUUUCGAUGACAUCGUGUGCCUGGCCGACUCCUCGUCCCUUUCCGACGUCACCCUGGAUGGCAACCCAAUAGCCCAGGAGACAUGGUACAAGCCCACCGUUCUCCAUCAUAUGAUGCAGCUGCGGCAGCUAGACAUGAAGAAAAUCACAGUAAGGAAAGCGUCCUCUCGGGACGUCCUUACGAAAAGCCACGAUUCGCCCAAGGCUUCUUCACAAAGACAGACGUGGUUACAGGAAAAGAAACGCUUAACGAUUAGCAAUAUCGCCCGCCAGUGGGAGAGCCAGCAGAACCGCCUUGCCCUUCUGUCUGCCAAUCAAGAGAAUAACACAGACAAUGACUCCUGCCAGGACAACCAAAGUGAUGCGUACUCCUUGUCCGAAGAAACCAGGUCUCUCGAUUCACUGCUGAGCAAAACAGUACAAGGGCUGGCUGUCAUAGACUCUCACUUGGUCGAAGUUGACGGAGACACCCUGUAUCUGUACGGCUCGGGGGCUCUGGAAUCCCUGGAUCGGAACUGGAGCGUCCAGACGGCCGGAAACAUCGCCACGAUCGCCUUUAUUUUCAUAGACUUCGACGAGAUCGUUCCGGUGCUACCCAAGCUGAGGAUCAAACUUCCCAACUUUGUGCACUUGAAGUUCAAGGACACGAACCUCGUCACGCUGCAGCAGUUCAACGCUUUAGCGCAGUUCCGCCGCCUGGAGCAGCUGACCGUCGACGCCCAGGGAAACCGAGUGGUCAGCUUCACCUUGUGGAAGUACUACGUCCUCUUCCGGCUGAGCCAUUUCAACCUGCAGAAAAUAAACGGGGUGGAGGUCACGCAGAAUGACGUCGUCAUGGCAGAAAAACUGUUUGGCAUCUUGGCCUACGUCGCAUCCUCCGAUUUACCUUAUUGCCGCCUUCUUUCGCUGCUGGGAGAAACCAGGAAGAAGCAAUUGUGUUAUCUUUUGGAGGGGAAGGGGAAGAAAUUGGGGGCCGCUGGCGAAGAUGGCGGCGACCGGUGUAAGCCCGGAGGGGAGAACAUGAGUCGGGGUCUGUUAUGCUAUUCCACGCGGGACUCCCAGGCAGAGAAGCUGGAGGAAGCGGCGGACAGGAAGAAAUUCUGCCACACCUACGUCCAAGACCUGGUGAAGGAAGCGGCCGACAUCAACACGAAAAACGAGUCCCUGCAGAAGCUCUGGCCCCAGAUGUUCAUCGAACUGGUGCGGGACGCGGUGAUCGAGAUCCGCAGCAAGGACUCCUACACGAAGCUGUGCUUGCAGCGGGUCGCCGGUCAAAAGUCGUAGCGUCGAGACCUCCCCGGCCGAUCGGUUACCGUCCCGCGUUCGUUGUUCUGCAAGGGGGCGAGGACGAUGGAAUGAAAUCACCGUCAUCUCCCCCUCCCCCUCAAAUAACGGAUCGCCAAGGGGAAAUCUCAUUUUCGUAGUCCGGUAUCUCUCUGUAUCGUUUUCAGACGAGAGAUUUCUGUUUCUCCCGUCCAUUUGCAUCACAGCUGCACAUACUUGGCUAAAACAGCAAUAUGGCGGUAACUCGACGUCGGCCGUGUCUUCGACUGAGUCCACUUCUCGCUAUUUUCUGCUCCUGUUUUCGUGCCGGAGCGAAGGAAACCGGCCCCACUUCCCCCAGUGUUCACCUUUUGAAUUGUUUUCCUCAGUUUGACACUCCUGCUACCGCCGCCGUGGAGAAUAAUUGUUACCAGUCGAAAACACUGGAGUUUAACGAUCAAGAAAGCCAAUAAAUUAUUCUGUCCAUAAAUCCCAGUUUGAGGUUUCGAAGACCUUUGUGUUUUCAUUUGAUACAGGAGACCUGAAGAGGCCUGAGGGGUCAGAUCAGUGGCUCGACUGGUACAGUUUCAAGAGAGCAGCCAUGUUAGUUUGCAG
Messenger RNA from Gekko japonicus, 2082 nucleotides. RefSeq names its product leucine rich repeat containing 49 (gene LRRC49). NCBI's taxonomy places the organism in Eukaryota, Metazoa, Chordata, Lepidosauria, Squamata, Gekkonidae. The transcript is spliced from 10 exons. Gene Ontology annotation, molecular function: protein binding. The record is from RefSeq and is a predicted model, not a curated record. The annotation marks the transcript as partial.